GUGACCCUCACGAUUGCAACUCGCACACCUCCUGACGUCCUACCGAAAAUCGAUCAGACCGAACCGAACGCAAAUACUGUCAGUCGUUCAGCGCCAGGGCUCCCAGCACACGCAGAAAGCACAGCACUUAGCACCAACAGACAGAAGGAAACGAGACAGAGAGAUAAAUAGGAGAAGCUGAAGAGAGAAAGCUAAGUACAACCAUUUUCCACCGGAAGGACAAAAGCAAAUUCGUAGUUCCACCACCACCACCCCAAUCGCCGAAUAACAACGGGGUCACGUGCGCUGCCUGGCAACUAUAAUAACAACAACAAAUAACAAGCGAUAACAAUAAUACCAUCACCGCAACUGUCAAGGGACAGCGGCAACGGAAGCAGCGAUCGGGAAGAGCAAGAGGAGGAGGAAGAGGCGCAGGCGGAGGUAUCGUCACCGUCGUCGUCAUUACAAUCAUCAUCGUCGUCGUCAGCGGCGGUGGAAGAAGAGGAAGCAGAGUUGCCAUCGGAGUUCAGUCCGAUCGGAGGAAGCGCCGAGUCGAUCAUCUUCCCUAAAACGGGGACGCAAACAAGAGGCUGCUUCAAUUUCGAUUAUCACGUGCUAUGGAAGAUACUUCACGUUUUUCUGAGUAUCUGUUCGCCAAAAUGCCCGAGGAGAAUACCGUCAAGAUCGAAUGUACAGAACAUUCGGACAAAAAGGAGAUGACCGGCGCAAAGAAGUGGAUGUCGGAGAACCUGCUCCUCCUUGGGACGCUGCUUGGGGUUGCGAUCGGCGCCAUCAUAGGUUUUGGAUUGAGGCCGUGCAACCUUUCGCAGAGCUCGAUCAUGCUGAUCUCGUAUCCGGGUGAGCUCUUCAUGCGACUGCUCAAGCUGAUCAUCCUUCCGCUGAUCAUCUCGAGUCUGGUGGCAGGAAGUGCCAGCCUGAACGCUAAGCUCAACGGCCGGAUCGCCGUCAGGACGCUCAUCUACUUCCUGAUUACGUCCAUCAUCAACGCCAUCCUUGGAGUCGUCCUGGUAACGAUCAUACAUCCCGGUCAUCCAGGACUCAAAGAAACUUUAGGAGACGGCACCGAGAACAGAGGCGCCACCAGCAUGCUCGACAGCCUCCUGGAUCUAGGAAGAAACAUCGUAGCUGAUAAUAUAUUUCAAGCCACUUUCCAGCAGGCGCAUACGGCUUACAUCAACACGUCCGUGGUCACGUUCAACGCGGAGAAUGGCACGUUCGAUAGCUCCGAGCUCACGGAGAGGCAGAUCAAUUACAGAGCUGGAACUAACACUCUGGGCAUUGUGUUCUUCUGCUUGAUCUUCGGAACGAUUCUGGGAACGCUCGGGGAGAAGAGCAAGGUGGUGAUCGAAUUCUUCACCGUCACCUUCGAGGUUGUCAUGAAGUUCGUGACUGGCGUGAUGUGGCUGACGCCGUUCGGCAUAAGCAGCGUGAUCGCUGGAAAGAUCCUUUCCGUGAACGACCUGGCGCUUGUAAUCUCGAAUCUUGCGUGCUUCAUCGCUACCGUCGUUCUCGGCGUCUUCAUCUACCAGCUGAUAAUCAUGCAGCUUAUUUAUCUGCUAUUCCUGCGAAAGAAUCCUUUCAAGUUCUACGCAGGGCUCAUCCAGAGCACGUGCACAGCAUUCGCGACGGCCUCGACGGCUGCAGCACUUCCUAUCACCUUCCGCCUGAUGAACGACAAGUUGAAAAUAGACACGCGGAUCACCAGGUUCGUGCUUCCCAUAGGCUGCAACAUCAACAUGGAUGGGACUGCCCUCUUUGUGGCAAUCGCCUCCGUCUUCAUCGCUCAGAUGAACGGCAUCGAGCUGGGUUUCGGGGAACUGGUAACCGUUUGCUUUACCUCAACGGCUGCCUCGUUUUCAUCUGCGAGUGUACCAAGCGCAGCCCUAGUGUUGCUCCUAAUGGUCCUCUCAGCUAUUGACACUCCGGUCCAAGACGUCUCGCUGCUCUUCGCCGUAGACUGGAUUGUCGAUCGUUUCCGGACGACCAACAACAUGCUCGGCGAUUGUUACGCGGCGGCCGUCGUUGAACUCCUCUCCAAGAAAGAAUUAAUGGCUGCAGACGCCAUCUUACAGGAAUCCUCGUUGGAUUACGAGGACGGAAACUCGCUGAGGAAUUCCAUCAGCAAGGAUCUGGGCCCCAGCGAAAUUGUGAUAAGGGACGACAAGCGGAACGGCACUAACAACAUAUAGAGACUGUAUAUCAUAUUGGAACUGUAAUCUAUCAGAAAUUAACUAAUCUAGCAGCAACAAUAACUUUGAAACCAGACAACCGAUGAUUGAAAGGAGCGUUUGGUUGAGAUUCCAUAUCCUUUUUAUCCAGGUUUUUUAUGUAUUUUUUCUUCUUUUAAUUUCCGUUAAUCUCUAGCGGUUAGGGUAAUAUUACACAAACAAAUAAAAAAAACACCACCAAUCGGUAUAUAUAUUUACUAUAAUAUUAUAUUGUAUACAUCAACAAAAAAAAAGAGAGAGACACGAGGGAAUGAGGGGAAAAAUAACUAGUAUUAAUAGUGUAAUAAUGAUUGUUAUAGAUGCGCAUAUUUUAUUAAUGUAUUUUUAAAAUAUUAUACAUAAAAGAAUAAAAUGAAAAAAAAUAUUUGAAAAAAAACACACACACACACACACUCGAUGUAACUCGUGGAGCAUUUCGUACGGAGCAGAAACUAUUUAACUGAAGUGAUAACUAAUGAUGCAAUAAUGUUUAUUAAAUUCGUACACUCAUUACUUUCAUAUUAAUAAUAAUAAUAAUAUUAGAAAUACAAAAAUACAUUUAAAAAAGACAAGAAAAGGUUAGAGCAGUUACGAUUAUGAAAACAACAAUUACUUGAACUAGCAAUAAAUUAAUACACUGAA
Messenger RNA from Nicrophorus vespilloides, 2849 nucleotides. RefSeq names its product excitatory amino acid transporter (gene Eaat2). Bases 597 to 2189 code for a protein of 530 amino acids. Gene Ontology annotation, cellular component: plasma membrane. The record is from RefSeq and is a predicted model, not a curated record. The transcript has 9 exons. NCBI's taxonomy places the organism in Eukaryota, Metazoa, Arthropoda, Insecta, Coleoptera, Silphidae. Gene Ontology annotation, biological process: L-glutamate transmembrane transport. Gene Ontology annotation, molecular function: glutamate:sodium symporter activity; L-glutamate transmembrane transporter activity; neutral L-amino acid transmembrane transporter activity.